This is a messenger RNA of Paramecium pentaurelia, 1125 nucleotides long. Lineage: Eukaryota; Ciliophora; Oligohymenophorea; Peniculida; Parameciidae. The record is from the annotation of a GenBank genome assembly.
AUGUUUAAACCACCUCUACCAAACUAAAGAUUAUCAUAGAAAGCUUUAGAUUAGCCAUUGAUACUGAUCCGUAGCAUAGGAUCAAGUUAAGGCAAUCGUCCUAAUAGAACCUCAAGUGAUUCUCGUCAUAGACCAGGAUCAAGUUAAAGAUCUAUAAGUUUCUCUAAAACAGAUCUACACUAAAAAUAUGGUGUACCAUUAGUGACAGCUCAAAACUUUAUAGUAAUGAAUGGUUUAGAUGGAUAAAAUUUGACAGUACUGCAAUUAAAUAAUUGAGAGAGCUUUAAUUCAAAAAAAAGAGUAUAAGUAGCUUCACUUACAAAGUUAAUGACAUGUUAUGUGGCAAUUUAAUUAAUAAGAGAUUUAAAAAUCAAUAUUAAACAGAUAAUGUAUGUUAGUUAUGAUGUAAAUAUUUUAACAUUUAAGGCUGUUUAAAUAUCAGGAACUUCAGCAUUUUUACGUCCCUAUGAUAAAAUUACAUUAUAUGAUUUACUUCAUGGAUUAAUGUUGCCAUCUGGAAAUGAUGCUGCAAAUGUAAUCGCUGAAAAUUUAUCAUCAUUUAUUAAAGAUCCUGUUUCUAAUAUUGCUUUAUAAUACAGAAUUUAACCUUUUAUUUAAUUAAUGAAUUAAUAUGCACUUCUACUUGAAAUGAAUGAUACUUAAUUCUAUAAUCCUCAUGGUAAAUUCAUAAAAUAUAUUAUUCAUAGGAUUAUCAAAUGAUUAAUCCUAUUCAUGUGCUGAAGAUUUAGCUAUUCUAUGCAAAUAGAUUAUUAAUGAUCCAAUGUUAAUGGAAAUUGUUAAUAAAAAAGAACAUUAAACAACUCUUUAGAGAAAUGUAAAUUUUAUUAUUAUAUUUCUAUUAGAAUAAACUUAUAAAUUUGACUUGGAAGAAUACUAAUAGAAUGUUAGAAUUUGAAGGAUAUUGUGGAUUUAAAACUGGAUUUACAGAUAAGGCUGGUCCAUGUCUUGCAACUUUAUAUAAAAAAGAUUCAAUUUGUUUGAUAAUUAUUAUAUUGAAUUGUUUAUCUAAAGAAGUUAGGUAUCAAUAUAUUUUAUUAUAUAAAAAGAUGGGAUGAUACAAUAAAGUUAUCAAAUUGGGGUUAAAGAAAACUUAAUGUAAUUUGA